This is a messenger RNA of Electrophorus electricus (electric eel), 2751 nucleotides long. RefSeq names its product TLR4 interactor with leucine-rich repeats (gene tril). The record is from RefSeq and is a predicted model, not a curated record. Gene Ontology annotation, molecular function: protein binding. Lineage: Eukaryota; Metazoa; Chordata; Actinopteri; Gymnotiformes; Gymnotidae.
UCAGAGAUCCUGAACGAGGCGAACGGUUUCCCGCUCGAAGACGCUUUAGCGCACAAAGCCUGUGCGUAGGUUGGUCUUUCUUUGUCUUACUUCGCCAUGAAGUAGGACUGGCUGCAAAGUUGUUGAAGACGGAGUUUCUGUAAAACUGCACAAUGGAUUUAUUCCAAUUGUUAACAUUUAUCAUCUGAAAUGAACCCCGAAGAGACUGGAUUGGGACAAAGUAAUGUCUAAAGUGUUGAUGCGUGUUGUAAUUUCUUCGUGGGAAUGGCGAAAAGUAUGUCAUUUAAAUGUAUGUUGUGUUGCGCUGGAGCGCUUAUAUUCCUGUCCUUUCACCCUGUGCGACCAAAUUGUCCCGAGCGAUGCGACUGCCAACUUGCGCAGCAUAUCCUCUGUGCAAACCGCGGGCUGCGCGCCGUGCCACAAACACCGGCUGAUAGCGCAACGGACGUGCGGGUUCUGGGCCUUGCGGGAAACUUCAUCCGCAACGUCAGUGCGUUGGACUUCGUGCGUUAUAACAGCCUCAUGAGACUCAAUCUUCAGUUUAACAGAAUACGGAGCAUACAUCCAAAAGCAUUUGAAAAACUAUACAAGCUCGAGGAACUGUAUCUGGGCAACAACUUAAUCUCAACAAUGCAGCCUGGGACUUUACAGCCGUUAAAAAAGCUCCAAAUCCUAUACGGCAACAACAACGACAUUAAAGAAUUAACACCCGAGUCGUUUGGUAAUCUGGGGAGCGUCGUCAAACUAAGACUUGACAACAAUGCUAUUAAAUUAUUGCAGGAGUCCGUUUUUAAACACUUGACCAAUCUGGUGUUUCUACAUAUGGAAUCCAACCAGCUUCGGCAUAUUCAUCGAAGUGCUUUUUCAAGUCUUACAAAAUUACAGUUUUUAAACCUCUCAGAUAACAAGCAAACAGAACUGCGCGAUAUUUUCACUUUUUCCCAACUUAAGUCUUUAGUAACUUUACUACUCUCAGGGAACCAGAUAAGACAUGUUGGAAAUCACAUGUUUCAGAACUUGAAAAAGCUCACAAAACUGUCGCUGAGUAAUAACAAAAUCUACCGGGUUGACGGUGGUGCGUUUAAAGGGCUGUCGCGCCUGAAAGAGCUUAUGAUUGACAGUAACGAGCUAAUGGAGAUCCCUGCCGGUUUACUGGACCCGCUCGAGCGCAUUGAACACCUCGACCUCAGUGACAACCAGAUCUCGCGUGUUGACGCUGCAGCGUUUGGUCACCUCAUGUAUCUAAAAGUCUUAAAGCUGAAAAACAAUCGACUCACGAUCUUGUCCGGUGAGAUCUUCGCUUCGAAUGGGGUGCUUUUCAGUUUGGACCUAAACGGCAAUAACUGGACUUGUGAUUGUCGGAUGGGCAAAUUAAAGAGUUGGAUGACAGCGGUGCAUUCUCAGGGAAAGCUUUUGGGUGUAUUUGUGCGAUGUCAUCAGCCCCCAGCGUUAGAGGGAAAAUACUUAGAUUAUGUUAACUACACUCAGCUGCUACCUGGAGGGAACCAUAGUGGUUUCUGUGGAGCAGAUUACCAGACAGAACCACUGGAGAGUCGAGGAGCAGGUCUGCUGGAGACCCUAGUCACAAAGGAGGAGAAGCCACGGACAGGAGAGGAUCACAAAGCUGUGACGGUUGUAGAUGCUGAGGACAAACCUCCCCUACAGAGGAGGAGGAAGUGGUCCAGGCCAAGACUUCAUGCGCCACCCAGCAAUUCUGGACACUCUGGGAAAACAAGCCCCUUAUUGGACUUAGUAGGAGCUCUGACAACUAAGGCUCCACCCACGCUAAGAGAGAAAGGCGUAGGGGAUAGUGUGGCAUCACCGCGCACCGGCACUCUGGGACGCAUAGAAUCUUCUGGGCAGGUGGAGCAUCAGGAAGUGAGGUCAGAGUUGGAUUCCUGUCAGUUCAACCGGAAUCAUAUCAUGAAUGUAAGUGUGGACAGCAUCACCCACGGUGAGGCCAGGGUCCGUUGGAGCAUCGUCUCCGACACCAAGGCAGCUGCAGGCAGAACACUGCUGUUCCGUGUACUGUUCGAUCGCUUCGGUCGUCCCGUCCGCUUCCCACGCUACGUCUACACGGACGGCGAGACCAGGGCGGUAACUCUGCAGGAGCUCCGCCCUGACUCCACCUACAUCGCCUGUGUCGAGAGUGUGGUGGGUGGAGUUUUGUGCCAGGUAGCGCCGCGUGAUCACUGUGCAGGGUUUGUUACAACAGUGCCGUCACCGGUGGGUGGGGUUAAACUGCAGCAUGUCACUGUGGUGGCCUUGGUAGCCAAUGCAGUGCUCCUCCUGCUGGUGGGUGGAGUCUGGCUGGGCCGACUGCUAAGAAAGAGGCUUCAGAGCAGGAAAUCCGCUGGCCACGUUCAUGUUCGUCACAUGUACUCCACCCGAAGGCCUUUCCGCUCCACCAUGGCAACGACCUGCGUCUCCUCAGAGUUUAGUGGAUACCAGAGUGGCCGGCCAUUGGCUGAGGAGGGUGAUCUCAUCCAGUUUCCUGGAGACCGUUUUUUUGAAGGCUGUCUGACCCGCAGAGAUAAUGAUGUAAUAACACCACAGUUCUCAGACUAAAUCCAAGUGUUUUGCCUACAUGCCUAGUAAAAAGGCAGCACAGAGUAUGUGUGUGUGUGUGUGUAUGUGUGUCUGUGCAACUCUACAAUUUUGAGCCACACAAGAGACCCUUCACAGUAACCAAUAAAAUCUGUCUGUAAAGCAUCCUUGAGUCUGAGAUGGGCACUAUAUAAAUGCAAAUAA